This is a messenger RNA of Neoarius graeffei (lesser salmon catfish), 3159 nucleotides long. It is a transcript of the gene grik5, whose product is annotated as glutamate receptor, ionotropic, kainate 5. Gene Ontology annotation, biological process: modulation of chemical synaptic transmission; monoatomic ion transport; synaptic transmission, glutamatergic. Gene Ontology annotation, cellular component: postsynaptic membrane; presynaptic membrane; kainate selective glutamate receptor complex. The coding region runs from base 1 to 3159 and encodes 1052 amino acids. The record is from RefSeq and is a predicted model, not a curated record. Gene Ontology annotation, molecular function: transmitter-gated monoatomic ion channel activity involved in regulation of postsynaptic membrane potential; kainate selective glutamate receptor activity. The transcript is spliced from 19 exons. NCBI's taxonomy places the organism in Eukaryota, Metazoa, Chordata, Actinopteri, Siluriformes, Ariidae.
AUGCCGGAACUGCCAGCAGUGCUGCUGUCGAUUCACGUCCACUUCCUGCUAGUUACUGUGCUUAACAUGCCGCCUUGUUCUCUAAGCCAGACCCCUGUCCUGUCAUCUGUGCGAAUGGCGGCAAUUCUGGAUGACCGCUCCGCCUGUGGCCGUGGAGAGCGGUUGGCUUUAGCUUUAGCACGGGAGAACAUCAAUAGCAUGCUGGAGGGUCCAGCUCGUGCCCGUGUGGACGUAGAAGUCUUUGAGCUCCAGAGAGACUCUCAGUACGAGACUACAGACACUAUGUGCCAGAUUCUGCCUAAAGGUGUGGUGGCUGUGAUUGGUCCUGCCUCCAGUCCUGCCUCAGGUUCUACUGUCAGUCACAUCUGUGGAGAGAAGGAGAUCCCUCAUGUGAAGAUUGGUCCAGAGGAGACUCCACGGCUGCCUUACCUGCGUUUUGCGUCCGUCACGUUGUAUCCUAGCAACGAGGAUCUGAGCUUGGCCGUGGGCGCCAUCCUACGCUCUUUCAGCUACCCAUCAGCCAGUCUGGUCUGUGCCAAGGCCGAGUGUCUGCUGAGAUUGGAGGAGCUGGUGCGGCGUUUUCUCAUCUCCAGGGAAACGUUGUCUGUCAGAAUGCUGGAUGAUGACCUCGAUCCCACAUCCUUACUCAAAGAGAUACGUGAUGAUAAAAUAGCUACAAUCAUCAUUGAUGCUAAUGCUUCUGUGUCAUACCUGAUUCUGAAAAAGGCAUCUGAGUUGGGGAUGACAUCGGCAUUUUACAAAUACAUUCUCACCACCAUGGACUUUCCUUUGCUGUGGUUAGAUGAUGUGGUUGAUGAGCACUCCAACAUUGUGGGUUUCUCUAUGUUCAACACCACCCACCCAUUUUACCUGGAGUUUAUAAGGAGCCUCAACCUGUCCUGGCGAGAAGGCUGUGACCUUAACCCAUACCCAGGACCAGCGCUGUCUUCAGCUUUGCUGUUUGAUGCCGUCCAUGUGGUGGCGAGCGCCGUACAGGAGCUGAACAGAAGUCAGGAAAUCGGAGUGAAACCCUUAAGCUGCUCCUCCCCACAGAUCUGGCAGCAUGGAACCAGCCUCAUGAACUACUUGCGCAUGGUGGAGUAUGAUGGUUUAACAGGCCGUGUUGAGUUUAACAGCAAAGGCCAGAGAACCAACUACACCCUGCAUAUCCUGGAGAAACAUAAAUCAGGCCACAAACAGAUUGGUAUUUGGUAUUCUAACAACACCCUGGUCAUGAACUCCACCAGUCUGGAUAUUAAUGUCUCUGAAACAUUGGCCAACAAGACCCUCAUCAUCACCACCAUACUGGAGAACCCGUACGUGAUGAGGAAAACAAAUUAUCAGGAACUGGAAGGGAAUGAGCAGUAUGAAGGCUUCUGUGUGGACAUGUUGAAGGAAUUGGCAGACAUUCUGAAGUUCACAUAUCGAAUCAAACUAGUCGAUGACGGUCUGUACGGCGCUCCAGAACCCAAUGGUUCCUGGACUGGCAUGGUGGGGGAGCUUAUCAACAGAAAGGCAGAUUUAGCUGUAGCUGCUUUCACCAUCACCUCUGAGAGGGAGAAAGUCAUUGAUUUCUCCAAGCCUUUCAUGACCCUGGGCAUCAGUAUACUUUACCGAGUUCAUAUAGGUCGAAAGCCAGGCUAUUUCUCAUUCCUCGAUCCUUUUUCUCCAGCCGUUUGGCUUUUCAUGCUGUUGGCCUACCUGGCUGUCAGCUGUGUGCUUUUCCUCGCUGCUAGGUUAAGCCCCUACGAGUGGUAUAACCCUCACCCGUGCUUGCGGGAACGCCGGGAUCUGCUGGAGAACCAGUACACACUAGGAAACAGUCUGUGGUUUCCAGUAGGAGGCUUCAUGCAACAAGGCUCAGAAAUCAUGCCUAAAGCUCUGUCUACACGCUGUGUUAGCGGAGUCUGGUGGGCAUUCACUCUGAUCAUCAUCUCCUCGUAUACAGCCAAUCUGGCUGCAUUUCUGACAGUGCAGAGGAUGGAGGUCCCCAUCGAGUCACCCGAUGACCUGGCAGACCAAACCAACAUUCAGUAUGGCACUAUACAUGGUGGAAGUACCAUGACCUUCUUCAUGAACUCACGCUACCAGACGUACCAGCGCAUGUGGAACUAUAUGUACUCCAAGCAGCCCAGUGUGUUCGUGAAGAGCACAGAGGAAGGCAUUGCCCGUGUACUAAACUCCAAAUAUGCCUUUCUUCUGGAGAGUACCAUGAACGAGUACCACCGCAGUCUCAACUGCAAUCUCACACAGAUCGGGGGCCUGCUGGACACCAAGGGCUACGGCAUUGGCAUGCCUCUGGGCUCUCCCUUCAGGGAUGAGAUCAGUCUGGCUGUUCUGCAGCUGCAGGAGAAUAACAGGCUGGAGAUUUUGAAGCGAAGGUGGUGGGAGGGAGGGCAGUGCCCCAAAGAGGAGGACCACAGAGCUAAAGGUCUAGGAAUGGAGAAUAUUGGCGGGAUCUUUGUGGUAUUGAUCUGUGGAUUGAUCAUUGCCGUGUUUGUGGCAGUGAUGGAGUUUGUGUGGUCCACACGGCGCUCUGCUGAAACGGAUGAGGUGUCUGUGUGUCAGGAGAUGUUGAGUGAGUUUAGAAAUGCUGUGUCAUGUAAAAAGAGCUCUCGUUUGCGCCGACGUCGGCCUCUAUCAAGCUCUUUAGCCCUGCGUCACCCGGCCCGCCUCAGCCUGGGGGCCUCACGUCCCCUGCGCCUGGUCAGAGAGAUGCGUCUCAGCAAUGGCAAGCUCUACAGUGGUGCAGGGCCUUUAACAGGAGGCACCGGAGGUGCAGGAGGCCCCUCAGAGCUUGGUCCUGGGCCUCAGCGUCUCUUAGAGGAGCCUCUGGGGGCCAAGAGCACACCCACAGGGCCUCUGGGCCCCCCUGCAGUGACUGUGCCUCUGCCACGAGGCUGCACUCAUGUACGAAUUUGCCAGGAGUGCCGGCGCAUACAGAGCCUACGCACAACCUCGUGCUCACGCAUCCCUCCAUCCUCGGCACCGCUGCCUCGCCUAGCUCCACCCCCACCACGCUCCUCCUCCAACACAGACAGCGAAGGGGGUGGCGGGCCUAGCCCACGCCGAAGAGGCCACUCCCCUCCUCCGAGAGCCUGUGCACUCCCGCCCCCUCAGAGCACCACAAAUACAGACCUACUGGGAGGCCAGGACUGA